Tachysurus fulvidraco (yellow catfish) is the source of this 2232-nucleotide messenger RNA. RefSeq names its product RAR-related orphan receptor C (gene rorc). Lineage: Eukaryota; Metazoa; Chordata; Actinopteri; Siluriformes; Bagridae. Gene Ontology annotation, biological process: regulation of transcription by RNA polymerase II. The record is from RefSeq and is a predicted model, not a curated record. The transcript has 11 exons. Gene Ontology annotation, molecular function: RNA polymerase II cis-regulatory region sequence-specific DNA binding; nuclear receptor activity; zinc ion binding. Gene Ontology annotation, cellular component: nucleus. Bases 157 to 1605 code for a protein of 482 amino acids.
CACACACACACACACACACACACACGUCAAGAAAAAACCAUCUAACCUCUCUCUGAUCUGCCGUACUUUAACAUUAUCAUCAAGGAGACAGAUUGUGAAAGAGAGUGAACAGUAUUUUCAAGAAAAAAACUUCAAGAGUUCACACUAGCUGUGAAGAUGAUGCGAGCUCAUAUUGAGGUCAUUCCUUGUAAGAUCUGUGGAGACAAGUCAUCAGGCGUGCACUAUGGGGUCAUCACUUGUGAAGGCUGCAAGGGAUUUUUCCGAAGGAGUCAGUCGUCCAGUGUGCAGUAUUCUUGCUCUAGGCAGAGUAACUGCCUCAUUGACCGUGCCAGCAGGAACCGCUGCCAGAGCUGCCGUCUUAAGAAAUGUGUUGCACAGGGAAUGAGCCGAGAUGCUGUGAAGUUUGGCCGCAUGUCAAAGCGUCAAAGAGAUUCUCUUUUUGCUGAGGUGGCGAGGCAUCAGCAGCAGCAACAACAACAACAGCAGCGUCUCCAGGCUAGUCAAGGUGAUCCUGACCCUCUGCCCGCCUACAGGCCCAGCAAAGAGCCCCGAGGUCGGCCAACACAUUUAAUCCAGCCCCUGCUUCCCACCUUCCCCUACAACCUGGACCCAGAGCUUAACUGCCCUUCAGAGGUUCAUCCAUAUCAGGGUAGUGCCACAGGUGAGGCCCAGGCUGCAGCUUUGGCCUACAGAAGUUCUCAAAGGGGUGGAGAGAGCAGCAGCUUUUCAACACUGAGGGUCUUUGACUCCAGAAGAUCUACACCAGAGACCAUCCUGAGCAUUCCAGGAAGUGAAAUGGGAUUACGAGUUUUUGACACUGAAACCUUGUUCUGUCCUUACCCUACAACACACAUAGAGGAGCUGUGUGCAAGUAUUUUCCGCUCUCACAGGGAAACGGGUCAGUAUUGUGUGGAAGAGCUCCAGGCCCUUAGGUGGAAGUUCUUCAGCAGGGAGGAGGUCCUUGCUUACCAAAACAAAUCUGUUGAUGAGAUGUGGCAGCACUGUGCAGUUCGUCUGACAGAUGCAGUACAGUAUGUGGUGGAAUUUGCAAAGCGCAUUCCAGGCUUCCGUCAGCUUGGUCAGAAUGAUCAAAUUGCUCUUCUCAAGAGUGGUUCGAUGGAAGUAGUUCUGGUCCGCAUGAGUCGGAUAUUUAAUAUGGAGAACAGCACAGUCUUUUUUGAUGGCAAGUUUGCUGGAACUGAACUUUUCAAGUCUCUUGCCUGUGGUGAUUUUAUUGCAUCAGUAUUUGACUUCGCGCACGGUCUAUGUGCUCUGAGGCUGACAGAGCAGCAGGUGGCGCUGUUCAGUGCGCUUGUGCUCAUAAAUGCAGAUCGUCCAUGUCUGGAGGACAGAGACAGAGUGCUGAGAGUGAGGAAAGAUGUGGAAUUGGCCCUCAGUCACAUCCUACACAGGGACAACCAAGAAAGUUUACUGCACAAGCUGAACCAGAAGUUGUCACUGUUGAAAAACCUGUGUACAUUGCACAUUGAGAAACUUCGCUGGUUCCGGCAGUAUUUCCCUGUGACUGUGCACUCUCUCUUCCCACCACUUUAUAAGGAGCUGUUCGUCUCAGAAUCUGAUAUACACACAAUGGUUACUCUCUGAACACAUCUGCUCAAUCGCUCAGUUCAUAUACACAGUACAGAGCAUGUAACAGUGUGUACCAAAUCUACACUUAUCUUCUGAAGGAGACUAUAUUUUUACAAUUCUGAAGCAAAAACUGAUGUUAAAUGAAAGUAUAUUUUUGUGCAAAUGCCAUUUUAUAAUGUGAAGUGUUUUGUUUAUUUUUAACCCCCCCAAUAAUAAGCUCUGUAGCUUAGUGCAAGUAUUUUGUUAGUCUUUUCAGCUGUAUAAAGGUAGCAUUUUAUACUUAAAAAAAUGUUUUCUUUAACAAAUGGCCAUGUGUGUAAAUGUGAUUAACCCCAUUGCUGUUGUGUAAAAUCCCUGUUGCCCGUAUUUACUGGAAGACAUUUGAAGGAUCAGUUUUACUCAUUUAGAAACUGGAGCAUUGCACUGGAACUGAAUAACUUUUCCACAACAUGUUAACUUCCAACGUGCUUGACUUUCCUCUUUCACACACAGUUGCUUGUCUUAUUUGCACAUAAAGUACUAAGUACUAUAAAAAAAAAGUACUAAAUAUCCUGUACGGUGAAAGUAGACUUUUUCAGUUUUGUUUUGAGAUUGUAUGUCAAAACAUGACUGAAAUAAACCAAAAGUUUUGUUUACUAAUUA